Messenger RNA from Eriocheir sinensis (Chinese mitten crab), 7770 nucleotides. RefSeq names its product regulator of G-protein signaling loco-like (gene loco). NCBI's taxonomy places the organism in Eukaryota, Metazoa, Arthropoda, Malacostraca, Decapoda, Varunidae. Gene Ontology annotation, biological process: signal transduction. The record is from RefSeq and is a predicted model, not a curated record. Gene Ontology annotation, molecular function: GTPase activator activity; protein binding.
GUUGCGAGGACGGCUCACAAUAUGGCAGCGAUGGGGUCCCGUGAGAUGUGAAUUAUCCGUUAUUUUUGUGAUUUUCCGCUCGUGUGCGCGUCGAGCGUGUCCCCCCGAGGUUCCGAAUCCCCCGGGGGAGGAUGUAGACGCCACUGACGAAAGAUAGAGAAAAUAGAGCAAGCGGAAACCGAGAUAUGACCAAGAAAAGAGAGCGAAGUUGUGAAGCUUGACACUCACCACCACCACCUCCACCACAACCACCACCUCCACCACCACCGCCGGGGCCUCGUCACCCCCCCCCACCACCACCAUUACGCGCAUCACCACCGUCACCAUCACCACCACCCGGGUCAGCCGCCUCACCACGCCGCACGCCACCACCAGGAUGCACAACACCACCACCACCACCGCCACCAACACCACCAGCCACACCGCCAACCCUGCCAACGGCGGCCCCAGCGGCAGCACCACCGCCGCCAACAACCAGCACAACCACCACCACGGCGGCGGCGGGGGCGGCGGCGGCGGCGGGGGGCAGGGGGGGCACAACAACCGGCGGCGCAAGAAGCGGCCCUCGUACGGCGUGCGCACGGUGGAGAUCACCAAGGGGCGCAAAGGCUUCGGCUUCACCAUCAGCGGGCAGGGGCCGUGCAUCCUGUCCUGCAUCGUGCCCGGCUCGCCCGGCGAGCGCGCCGGCCUGCGCCCCGGCGACUACCUCAUCGCCGUGAACGGCCAGAACGUGAGCAAGGCGGCGCACGACGACGUGGCGCGGCUGAUCGGCGCCUCCAAGCUGCUCAAGCUGCAGAUCGCCGAGAACUACUACAGCGACUCCUCCGACGACGAGUUCGUGACGGUGAGCCGCCCCAAGCCCAAGUACCCGAACAGGCUGCGGCACAAGAGCCAGCAGACGCGCGCCGAGAAGGUCGUGCGCGACCUGCAGAGCGGCGCCAUCUUCAGCGAGCACGCCGCCAUGCACCUCGGCGAGGCCGCCGCCGCCGCCAACACCUCGGCGGCGGCGGCGGCCGUGCUGCUGGAGCUGGACGCCGCCGCCGUGCACGCCCACGCCGCUCAGUGGCCGCCCAAGGCGCCGCUCACGCCCACGCCCGACGCGGCCCCGCCCUCCGCCUCGCCGACGCGGCUGCGGCCUGACCAGAUCCAGCUGGUGAUGGCCGAGGCGCGCCAGGCCGCGCGCACGCCGCGCCCCCCCAAGGACCCCCUGCCCCAGCCCUCCCCUGCCCCGCCGCAGCCACAGACGGCCCCGCCCCGGCCCCGCCACGUUGUCAAGAAGAAUAACAAGUCCCCCAAGGGCAAGCUGCUCCACCACGGGGGCGAGGCGGGGCGCCCCCUGCCCCCCCAACCGCCGCCCCCACAGGCCUCGCCGCCCCCGCCCCUGCACCAGGCUCCACGGCCGCACUCCCCGCAGGCCCAGUGGGCGGAGCGCCCCAACAGCCCCCCGGCGGCCUUGGAGGCCUACAGCGGCCUGACGGAGCACGAGCUGCAGCAGCUGCUGUUCCCCGCGGGGCCCGGCGGGGGCGGCGUGGGCGGCGGGGUCGGCGGGGGCGACGGGGCGCUGUACCGCGCCGUGGUGGGGUACCUGGGCACCAUCGAGAUGCCCAAGGAGCCGGCGGGCGUGUCGCGGCUGGCGGCCAUCCGCUCCUGCGUGCGCCGCCUGCGCAUCGAGAAGAAGGUGCACCAGCUGGUGCUCAUGUGCGUGUGCGCCGAGCGCGUGGUGCUGGCCAGCCCCGACGGCCGCUCCCUGGCGCAGUACCCCGCAGACCGCAUCACCUUCUGCGGCGUCUACGCCGACGACAAGAAGUUCUUCGGGCUGGUGACGGUGCACGGUGCCGGCGACGACAGCGACGGCUCGCACGACGGCGGCGGCGGCGGCGAGGGCGGCGGCGGCGGGUGUGGCAGCAGCGGGUCGUCGUCGUGCCACGUGUUCAUGGUGGACCCGCGCAUGGCGCUGCACGCCGACCACGCGCGGCGCGCCAAGUCCUUCCGCCUGGCCUGCACGCCGCGCCCGCCGCCCGAGGCCGCGCAGUGCCAGGAGUUCCCGGACAGCGCCGACCCCAUCCUGCACGCCAUCCUGGGCCUCUACCGCGGGCGGGGGGGCGGCGUGGGCGCGGGGGGCUUGGAGGGGGGCGUGGGGGGCCUGGUGGACCUGGAGGCGCAGCUGUCCCCCCACCACUCCUCCUCCAACUCCUCCAACAGCGACUCAGGGAUCGGCUUCCGGGACGAGGGGGGCGGCCACCCCUACCACCCCCCGCACCCCCACCCGCACCCCCACCACCCGCACCACCACCACCACCCCCACCACCACCACCACGACCGCCUCUUCGUGCUGGAGGUAGACGACGCCCCGCGCUUGCGCCUGCAGAACUACCCCCCCACGCCCGGCCCGACGCCCGCCACACCCGCGCCCACGCCGCGCCCCGCGCCGCUGCCCGACGCCCUGCGCGCCGCUCUGGACACACACCCGCUGCGGGGCGGCGGCGGGGGCAGCCUGGAGGCGCACCGCCCCCCGCACCGCGAGGACAACCUGCGGGUGGGCGGCGGCGGCAGCCUGGAGCCCCCCCACCGCCUGGACGGCCUGCACGCCCGCGGCGCCGCCCUGGACCCCCUGCGGCCCCCCCUCGAGGCCCUGCGCGGCGACACCCACCCGCGCGGCGGCCUGGACCUGGCGCACCGCGAGGCGCUGCGCGGCGACGCGGCACGCGGCGACUGUCGGGGCGACUGUCGGAGCGGGGAGUGCGUGCGCUGCAGCGACGGCCCGCGCGAGGCGCUGCUCGGCAGGCCGGGGCAGGACGCCGGCCUGCGGGGUGGCGGUGUGCCGCUGGCGGAGUACCUCCUGCAGGCCCCCGAGGAGCAGCAGCACCAGUGUGAGGGCGGCGAGGGCUGCGGCAGCGACGGGGAGUGCCGCGCGGCGGCGGGGCAGCAGGAGGGCGUGGCGGGCGUGAGUCGCCUCACCGUGCGGGCCAUGCCGGACCCCGUGGGGUUCGAGCGGUCGGCGUCGUGCCUGGUGGCGCCGCGCCCCGCCGCCGCGGCCGCCGUGGCGUCCAUGCGCCACUCCAUGCACAAGUACCUGCAGCACAAGGCGCAGCACCUCGUCAAGGUGAGCCAGAAGAUCAACAGGCGGGAGAGCGACUCCACCACCACCACCACCACCACCACCACCACGACCACCACCUCCGCCACCACCAUACUCGCACACGCCCACGCCCACCCCCCGCCCCAGCACCCCCACCACCCGCACCCUCUCAGCGUGCGCGCCUUCUCGCCCUCGCCGUCGCCCGCCGCACCCUGUCCCUCGCCCGCCGGCCCCCUCACCCCCCACGACCUGGAGCUGUCCCUCAAGCUGUCCCCCAAGGUGUUCGGCGUGCCCCCCGCCCCCAUGGCGCCCCUCAGGCCACGCGCGCCCUCAGAGCGAUCCUACACGCGCUCCCUCGAGGACCUGCGCGACUCUUCCACCAGCGAGGGCGUGGGCGGCGGCGGCGGCGGGGAGGUGAGGGCGGCGGGGCUGGGGGGCGGCGGGGGCUCCUUCCGCGACGGCUCCGAGAGUGACCACGGCCUGGACCGCCUGCGGCAUGUGCCCCUGGCGCCCCUCGCCCCCCUCGCCCCCCUCGCGCGCCUCCUGCACGCCUCGGAGACCAACCUGGCGCGCUACCCGCACCCCCUCUACCCCCCCGAGGCGCCGCGCGGGGCAUUCCGCGCCGUGCAGCCUCGCGGGGCCCGCCGUGACGCCCCCGUGCUGGCCAUGGGCGUGGUGCCGCGGCUGGGGGGGCUGAUGGGGGGCGUGGGGGGGCUGGCGGGCGACUCGGGCGACGAGCACACGGAGAACACGGAGAACACGGGCGAGGGCGAGCAGGAGGGCGGCAGCCAGGACGUGCACCCGCCCACGCAGGACGAGGACGACGGCGACGACGACGACGACGACGACGACGACUCGCUGCACCAGGUGGACGGCGGUGCCGGCGGCGGCGGCGUGGGGGGCGCGGACAAGCACUGGGGGCGCCAUGGGUCCUUCCGGGGGGGCUACGGGGGGGCGGGGGGCGGGGGGCUGUCCUCUGGUGACCCCUCGCACUCUGACACCGAGCUGGGCAAGCUCUCCGCGCCCCAUAGCCUCCUAGACGGGGAGUGUGGGUCCAUGGGGCGGGGCAGCGUGGGCGGAGGAAGCGAGGCAUCUGAACGGGGCAUGGACCAAGGAAGAGUGACCGCAUGGGCUACCUCGUUUGAGAAGCUCCUUGAAGACCCAGCUGGCUUGCAUACGUUUGCGGAGUUCCUGAAGAAGGAGUAUAGCCACGAGAACAUCUACUUCUACACGGCCUGCGAGAGGUACAAGCGUUUGACCUGCCAGGAGGAGAUGCAGUCUACCGCAAAGAAGAUUUUCGAGCGCCACCUCUGCAGUGGGGCGCCAGAGCCUGUCAACGUAGACUCGCAGGCCAGGCAAGACGCGCAGGAUGGCCUUCACCUGCCCUCCGAGACCCUAUUUGGCCAGGCGCAGAAACAGAUCUUCAACCUCAUGAAGUUCGACAGCUACUCAAGGUUCCUAAAAUCUGGUCUUUACACCGACUGUCUGAACAAGGAGCGUCGCGGCCAGCCCCUGCUAUACCCCGGAGACCAUACCCUAGACCCAGACCUCAGGCUAUGCCCCGACGAUGCCCACACCAAGCUUAAGAAGAGUUGCUCGGACGCUGAUGAGAGACGGCGUCGCUCAAUCCUUCCGCCGUGGAGUCGGAAAGACCGCAGCAAGAGUAAGGACCGGGGCGAGGCGGAGUACCGGAGGCGGAGGAAACACCAGCAACACCAGCCCCAGCACCAGCAACACCAGCGGCUGACCUCAGACUCCUCCUCCCUGCGCUCCAUUAGUGGGAGUCAGACAUCGCUGAACUCAUCGUCCGAUCUGCCCAUGGGGAGGAGGGUGGCGUCCAGGGAGAGCCUUACCAGCGGCGGCGAGCCUGGCGGGGGCGGGGGGGGCAGCCUGAGUGGGGGUGAGGGGGGUGUGGGGGGCCGGAGCCGGAGCAGCAGUAGUACGACAACCUGCCGGGUCUUCCUGCCUGACUCCAGCAAAUCCGUGGUGUUGCUGCGGCCCCAGGAGACAGUGCAGGAGGUGAUGGCUAGGCUACUGGAGCGCCGGGGCCUACCAUACACCUGCUUUGAGGUCUACAUGGACAACAACAACAAGGUGGUGUGUCGCGACGAGGAUGCGCUGGCUCUGAAGGACAAGAAGGUUCGUCUAGAGCCGCGUUCAGUGUUCCAGCUGGUUCUGCCCUGCCAACGCCCCCUGUUUGUCAAGGCUGACCCUGCCAAGGCCAUCGGGGACAGACUCAAGCCCCUGCUGACCAAGGCUGGGCUCAAGAUGGACUUGCUGCAUGUGCAUAAGGAAGGCGAGGAAAAGGCGCUCAACCUCAAGGGACCAAUUGGUGACCUUGAUGGACUGAAGGUCAUCGUCCAGACCAAGGAAGACGUGAGAGACUGGGGCGUGGAGGGGGGCCGGCAGAAGCGUCGCACCACCGCCGCUGGGACCCUCAACACCACCUCCACCACCACCACGGGCAGCACCACCAGCCUGGACGACAUCACUAAUAGAGUUUUUCAAGACCUCAGAAAUGGGAAGAUGGAAUGCUUUGAUGAUUUCUCUGUCAUAGAUUUGGACGCACGCUCGACCAGGACGGACAGCAGUGACAAGUCUUCUGGAAUUCAAGACUUUUGCAGAAGAAAUUCCUUUGGUAUAGAAAAGGACUCCUCCACCCAUCGGAGAUACAAACACCGGACCCCAGACAUCAAAGGCCUUCAACACCACCACCACCACCACCACCACCACCAGGAUCACUACCACCACCACCACCACAACGCCAAACGAAGAGGAGGUGGAGGAGGUGGUGGUCUCAACUCCACUGCGGUCAAUGGUGGUGGUGGUGGUGGUGGUGGUGUUGUGACGACAGAUAAUGAUAAUGAACUCUAUGAGGGCUUGAAGAGGGCGCAAAGGAGUCGCUUAGAUGACCAGAGAGGAACGGAGAUUAAUUUUGAGUUACCGGAGUUUUUGAAGAAUGACAAAAAGCAGGACAGCGGCGCCCCUAGCCUGGCCGAUCAGCUGUUAGCCCGACUCGAGUGUUCCCAGGGGGGGGGUGGGGCACCCUCCCCUGAGUACUUUUCCCUGGCCCACCCUGAGGUUUGGGGCUGCCCCCUGCCCCCCAGCCAUGGCCCCUUCCCCAACACAACCCUUGUCCCUGAGCCUGAACUUGAUCUUGAUGACUUCGAGGACACGUUACGAGGGACUGAGGGAGGCGAUACCGCUCCCCCCUCACCCCUCGCCCCCCCUCACCACCCCCCACUUAUAGGCCUAGACACGGGGGGGGUAGGGGUGAUGCCUCCAGUUCUUCCUCCAUCUCUCCCCUCUCUCCCUCUCCCCCCGCCCCCCCUCCCCCCUAAGCCGAAGGUAGGAGGGGUGCGCGGCCCCCCACCUCGCCCCCCUUCACGCCAGCUCCCCCUCAGCAACCCGCCACCCCCCUCCUUCCCCCCUCCGCCCCCCUCCACCAGUAAUAGCGAGGAGGAGGGGGUUCUGGCGCCCCCUCCAAGCUUGCCCCCCCUGCUACCCCCCCUCCACCUCGGCCGCCCCCCACCAAGUCAGGAAAAAUUUAAUAUAAGUUUUGUGUGAGUGUGUUCGUGUGUGUGUGUGUGUGUGUGUGUGUGUGUGUGUGUGUGUGUUUCUUUUUUACUAUCUUUUAUUUUCUCUCUCUCUCUCUCUCUCUCUCUCUCUCUCUCUCUCUCUCUCUCUCUCUUUCCUGCAUAGUACAAAGUUUAAUGAGCCAAUCAAAUCUCUCUCUCUCUCUCUCUCUCUCUCUCUCUCUCUCUCUCUCUCUCUCUCUCUCUCUCUCUCUCUCUCAUUACUAGUGCCAUUCCAUACAAUUAGAGAGAGAGAGAGAGAGAGAGAGAGAGAGAGAGAGAGAGAGAGAGAGAGAGAGAGAAUCAGACUUCCAUGUACACUUUUUCCUCAUGUACGUGUGUGUGUGUGUGUGUGUGUGUGUGUUCGUGUGUGCGUUAACAGGCUGGUGAUAUAUUCAGUAUUUCUACAGUGUAAAUAGAUCCUCCUCCUCCUCCUCCUCCUCCUCCUCCUCCUCUUCUUCUUCUUCUUCUUCUUCUUCCUCCUCCUCUUCUUUAUAUGUAUAUGUAUAGAUAGAAUAGAUUUAUUAUACGUUGAUUCUUCCUCCUCCUCCUCCUCCUCUUCUUCUUCCUCUUCCUCUUCUUUUUCUUCCUCCUUUCCUUUUUCUUCUUCUUUUUCUUCUUGUUUUUUUUUCUCUUUCUCUCCUCCUCCUCCUCCUCCUCCUCUUUCUUCCUCCUCCUCCUCCUCCUCUUCUUCUUUCUUCCUCUUCUUCCUCUUCUCCUAUUUAUUCUUCCUCCUCCUUCUCCUUCCUUCCUUCCUUCCUUCCUUCCCUCCUCCUCCUCCUCCUCCUCCUCCUCCUCCUCCUCCUCUUUCUUCCUUUUCCUCCUCUGCUUCCUUCCUUCCUCCCUCCUCCUCCUCCUCCUCCUCCUCCUCCUCCGAUGUGUACAGAGAGAUAUGCCUGUAUGUACGUUUGUGUGUGUGUGUGUGUGUGUGUGUGUGUGUGUGUGUGUGUGUGUACAUAUGUAGGUUUUUCGAUACGUACAUGUUCCUAUUGUGUAUUUUUCUUGUUUAUUAAAAUUGUAUAUAUUAUAAUUUUUUUUAUAUUAUAAUUAAAAUAUAAAUAAUAAUAAUAAUGAUAAUAAUAAUAAUGAUAAUAAAGAGAUGAUUUUCUACGAUAA